Molecule: messenger RNA, 1413 nt
Organism: Dovyalis caffra
Lineage: Eukaryota; Viridiplantae; Streptophyta; Magnoliopsida; Malpighiales; Salicaceae
Source: the annotation of a GenBank genome assembly
AUGUAUCAAGAUGAUGGAUCGUCAUCUGUAACAUCAUCACCUCUCCAAUUUUUCUCCAUGAUUUCACUUUCACCUAGCAUGGGAUCACCAUAUCCCUGGGUUAAAGAGCUAAAAUCAGAGGAGAGGGGUUUGUAUUUGAUCCAUCUAUUGCUCACUUGUGCAAACCAUGUUGCCUCCGGUAGCCUUGAAAAUGCAGAGAUUGCCCUUGGUCAAAUCUCCCAUCUAGCCUCUCCUGAUGGUGAUACCAUGCAGCGCAUUGCUGCUUACUUUGCUGAGGCGCUUGCUGGUAGGAUUGUCAAAGCCUGGCCUGGUAUCGACAGGGCCCUCAAUGCUACUCAAAUAACUAUGGUUUCUGAGGAAAUCCUAGUUCGCAAACUGUUUUAUGAGAUGUUUCCGUUCUUGAAAGUGGCUUUAGUGCUUACGAAUCAAGCUAUAAUUGAAGCCAUGGAAGGGGAGAAGAUGGUUCAUGUAAUUGAUCUUCACGCAGCCGAACCUGCUCAGUGGAUUGCGCUUCUUCAAGCUUUAAGCGCGAGGCCUGAGGGACCACCCCAUCUGAGAAUCACAGGGAUUCAUCAGCAUAAAGAGGUAUUAGAUCAAAUGGCUCAUAAGCUAAUUGAAGAAGCAGAAAAGUUGGAUAUCCCAUUUCAGUUCAAUCCCAUUGUUAGCAAAUUAGAGAAUCUUGAUAUAGAGAAAUUGCGUGUUAAAACGGGGGAGGCUCUAGCUAUCAGUUCAGUUCUUCAAUUGCAUUCUUUUUUGGCCUCUGAUGAUGAAUUGAGGAAGAAAUCUCCACCGACGUUGAAGAAUUCAAAUGGAAUUAACUUGCAAAGAGUCCUUCAAAUGAAUCCAAGCACAUUAGGGGAGUUGCUUGAGAAAGAUACGGCUAAUGGAUAUAGCCCAAGUCCUGACUCCGCCUCGUCAUCACCUCUAUCUUCAACUGCUUCAGUGAAGAUGGAUUACUUCCUUAACUCCCUUUGGGGUUUAUCACCCAAGCUGAUGGUGAUAACGGAACAAGAUUCUAACCACAAUGGAUCAACUCUUAUGGAGAGGCUAUUGGAAGCUCUAUACUCAUAUGCCGCUUUAUUUGAUUGUUUGGAAUCUAAUGUAUCUAGAACAUCAAUGGAAAGAUUGAAGGUGGAGAAAAUGCUUUUCGGAGAGGAAAUAAAGAACAUUAUAGCAUGCGAGGGAGCUGCAAGGAAGGAAAGACAUGAAAAACUCGAGAAGUGGAUCCAAAGGCUUGAUUUGGCUGGGUUUGGAAAUGCGUCUUUGAGCUACUAUGGUAUGUUGCAGGCAAGAAGGUUGUUGCAAGGUUAUGGUUGCGAUGGGUAUAGAAUGAUAGAAGAAAAUGGAAGUGUAGUGAUAUGCUGGCAAGAUCGACCUCUUUUUUCAGUUUCAGCAUGGAGGUGUAGGAAGUAA